AUGUUUGGUUUCGGCAACGAACUUGCCGCCGGCAUCAUGAUCGCCGUCGUCAGCAGCAUGAUGACUCAGUUCAGCUAUGCUCCCGGCCUGGAGGAUGGCCACCCUGGCGCCAUGACAGUCGCGGUCCUGAAGCGGCGAUGCAAGUUUCCCUUCAUUUCUCCUUCUAUCAACGAGGCCAUUCAUCCAGUUAGUUUUAUCGAUAAUGCCUUUCAUCCGCUCGCUUUCAUCAAAAAGGCCUUUUGUCCGUUCACUUACAUCCAUGGGAAGAGACUCUAUCGACACCGAGGCGGUAAAAGUAGAGGGACACAGAUAAACAUAAAAAGGUCCUGCCUCAGCCAGGUGGAAACAACGGUCACUUCCAUCAACAAGGCCUGUAUUUCAUUCUCGACAGUCAACACUUUGCGAUUGAUGGGAUUAUAUGAUCAUGAGGUACACAGUACUGACAAAGUGAGCAGCGAGCAGUACAAUUGGGCGCGGAUGCUCGCGCACCGCGAGUUCAUGGACCAGGAAGAUAAGCACGUCCGCGCCACUCUCGUCCUCGAAUCGGUCCGCAAGAUGCUUGGUGUUGAGGACCUCACUAACACUGAGACGCCCAUCUCCGAGACGACCUACGAGCGAGUUGCCGCAGACCUCGCGAACGACUACAAGGCUGCCCUCGCGUUCCGAAUGAAGGCCAUCUACGGGAUCAAGAAGUACCCUUCCAUUGAGGCUGCAUUGAAAGACGCGGCAAUUGGCACUCUGUUUCUCGUGGCUGGCACCAUCUGCACAAUCUGGCCGUAUUGGGUCUUUAACGACUUCUUCCCCUGUUUUGCUGUGGCUGCCCUGUCUGGCGGGGCCCUCAUAUUCGCUGCGGGCGGUUUCAUGUGGGCAUCAUGGACGAGCAACGGCUUUAUAUGGAUUGGAAGCGUGAAACUGCUGGCAUACAUGGUGGUUGCAGUAGGAGCUACGUAUCUGACGCAGUACGGCUUCGCCAAGGCCAACUGA
Messenger RNA from Pseudomassariella vexata, 984 nucleotides. RefSeq lists its product as uncharacterized. The record is from RefSeq and is a predicted model, not a curated record. Gene Ontology annotation, molecular function: manganese ion transmembrane transporter activity. NCBI's taxonomy places the organism in Eukaryota, Fungi, Ascomycota, Sordariomycetes, Amphisphaeriales, Pseudomassariaceae. The transcript is spliced from 2 exons. Bases 1 to 984 code for a protein of 327 amino acids. Gene Ontology annotation, biological process: intracellular manganese ion homeostasis.